This is a messenger RNA of Nerophis lumbriciformis (worm pipefish), 1958 nucleotides long. RefSeq lists its product as uncharacterized. Lineage: Eukaryota; Metazoa; Chordata; Actinopteri; Syngnathiformes; Syngnathidae. Gene Ontology annotation, biological process: regulation of transcription by RNA polymerase II; embryo development. Gene Ontology annotation, molecular function: DNA-binding transcription factor activity, RNA polymerase II-specific; RNA polymerase II cis-regulatory region sequence-specific DNA binding. The record is from RefSeq and is a predicted model, not a curated record. Gene Ontology annotation, cellular component: nucleus.
CGCUCAGGUUGAAAGGAAAUGACGUUUCUACGCACAUGCGCAGUACCUGCCUGUACCGCCAAGAUGGUGGACUGGGCGGCUGUUGCUUCCUAGAGAGGUUUACGAUCUAACAGCUAUAAAGAUUCACGACAAAUAUAGCUGUACAUAUCUCAAAGGUGAAUGUUUUCUAAUUGUUUUAGUUUGGAGCGAUGGAAUGUUACCUGAAGUGAAGAUUGAAGACUUGAUAGAAGAUGGACGACUACUGCUAUGCUAAGAUGGCGACGUCAUGUAAAAGAGAACAUGAAAGAGAAUCAACUUCCAGCAAAUCACCAACGGAGAUAAAGACGAAAGAUGAAGACGUCCAGCAGCUGAUUGGUCAUUCAGAAGAACUUUCCACUCAGUCGCAGGAGGGUCCAUAUCCCCCCCGCAUUAAAAGGGAAGAGGAGGAUCUCUGCAUCACUCCAGAGGGAGAGUGUCUUCUCGGCCAGGAGGAAGAUGAUCUCACCAAGUUGCCACUGACUGGUGUCUCUGUGAAGACUGAAGAUGGUGAAGAGAAACCACAACCAGACAAACUCCUGGCUCCACUAUCAGAUAACGUCCAGCAGCUGAUUGGUUAUCCAGGAAAACUUCCUCCUCAGUCACAGGGGCGGAGCUCUACUUUGGAGCAAGAGGAUCCACAGCCACCCCACAUUAAAGAGGAAAAGAAGGAACUUUGGAUAACUCAGGAGGAAGCUGAUCUCACCAAGUUGCCACUGACUGUUGUCUCUGUGAAGACUGAAGACAAUGAAGAGAAACCACAACCAGACCACCUCUCAGCUCCACUGUCAGAUAGCGGAGCUGAAAACGGGGAUGAAGAACUUUUAAGCAGCGAUACAGACUGUGACGGUGAUAUGAGGACUCAAACUGACAACAAACACUCUAAUUGCUCUAAAAAGAAGACGGGUAAAACAUGUUUGAGCUGUUCAGUUUGUGCUAAACGCUUUUCUAAAAAGAGCAAUUUGACUGUACACAUGAGGACACACACCGGUGAAAAACCAUUUAGUUGUUCAGUUUGUGGCAAAAACUUUUCUAAAAAGUGCCAUUUGAGUGAACACAUGAGAACGCACACGGGAGAAAAACCAUUCAAUUGUUCAGUUUGUGUGAAAAGCUUUACCAAAAAGUGCCAUUUGACUGAACACAUGAAAACGCACACUGGAGAAAAACCGUUUAACUGUUCCGUCUGCGGUAAAAGCUUUUCCACAAAGACCCAUUUGAGUGAGCACAUGAGAACGCACACAGGAGAAAAACCAUUUAACUGUUCAGUUUGCGGUAAAAGCUAUACUAAGAAGUGCCAUUUGACCGAACACAAGAGAACACACACUGGAGAAAAUUCAUUUGAUUGUUCAGUUUGUGGUAAAAGCAUUACUCUCAAGAGCAAUUUGACUCAACACAUGAGAAUACACACCGGAGAAAAACCCUUUAAUUGUCUGGUUUGUGGUAAAAACUUUUAUCUAAAGGGCAGUUUAACCCGACAUAUGAGAAAGCACACUAGAGAAAAACUAUUUAAUUGUUCAACAUCUAGUAAGAGCUUUGUUACCAAGAGCCAUUUGACGGAACACAAGAGAACGCACACAGGAGGAAAAACAUUCAAUUGUCUAGUUUGUGGUAAAAGUUUUUCUCGAAAGAACAGAUUGACCGAACACAGCAGAAGACACACAGGAGAAAAAAUUGGUUGCUCAGUUUGUGGUAAAACCUUUUUAUCCAGACACGGCUGGACUCAACACAGAAUGACGCAUUCUGGGGAAAAAACAUUUAGUUGUUCAGUUUGUGGCAAAAGAUUCUAUUUUAAUUCCGACAUGGUGAGACACAAAAGAAUACACACGGGAGAAAAACCUUUUAACUGUACGGUUUGUGGUAAAAGUUUUUCUCAAAAGAACAAAUUGACUGGACACAGCAAAUUACACGCGGGAGAGAAAAAUAAAAAAUAAAAUCCUUAAUAG